This is a messenger RNA of Ziziphus jujuba (common jujube), 2325 nucleotides long. Its product is annotated as protein DAMAGED DNA-BINDING 2. Gene Ontology annotation, molecular function: protein binding; damaged DNA binding. Gene Ontology annotation, cellular component: Cul4-RING E3 ubiquitin ligase complex; nucleus. The record is from RefSeq and is a predicted model, not a curated record. The coding region runs from base 214 to 1896 and encodes 560 amino acids. Gene Ontology annotation, biological process: DNA repair; response to UV. NCBI's taxonomy places the organism in Eukaryota, Viridiplantae, Streptophyta, Magnoliopsida, Rosales, Rhamnaceae. The transcript has 11 exons.
GGAUAUUUCAGUAAUUAAACUCUCUGUCCCCCAUAAGCCUCCAAAAGAGUCGGUUCCUCUCCAUGGGCUCCUCUGGUACCGUUUUCGAUUCUUCCAUGCGACAACGUUCCUACAACUCGUAAAACCGUCGUAUUUCAUCUCCGUUCCGUCAAAAAACACUUUUCGUCUCCAUCGAUAUCCUUUUUCAACUCGUAAAACCUUUGGUUUUAGAUAAUGUCGUUGCGAACGAGAAGGACGGCGUCGUUCCCGAAAGUCGUCAUUGCCAGAGACACGGACUCCGAGGAAAGCUCUUCCGAUGAGGAGGAGGAGGAAGAAGAAGAAGAAGAAGAAGAAGAAGUGGAAGAGGAAGAGAAAGUAGAAAAGAAAGUUUUGGUGAAAGAGAGUGGAGUGGAAAAAGAGAAGUCUUUGGACGCCAAAGGAAAAGGGAAAAAACCCAUCUCUAUAACUCUCAAGAAAAUUUGCAAAGUAUGUAGAAAGGCGGGUCAUGAAGCGGGAUUCAAAGGGGCUACUUACAUUGACUGCCCAAUGAAACCGUGCUUCCUUUGCAAAAUGCCUGGCCACACUACGAUGACAUGCCCACAUAGAGUGGCUACUGAGUUUGGGGUCAUUCCAGCACCCGGCAAAAAAACCCAUAAACCAUUCGAGUAUUUAUUUGAGCGCCAGCUUAGACCUGGCCUUCCUCGAAUCAAGCCAGCAUAUAUUAUUCCAGAUGAAUUGAGUGCUGCAGUUAUCAAAUACCACAGCAGGCGGGUUACUUCCUUAGAGUUCCAUCCAACAAACAACAAGAUCCUUUUAUCAGGAGAUAAGAAAGGACAAGUUGGAGUCUGGGAUUUCUACAAAGUAGAUGAAAAGAUUGUCUAUGGAAACAUACACUCGUGUAUUGUCAACAACAUGAGGUUUAAUCCUACAAAAGAUGAUAUGGUUUAUACUGCAUCAUCAGAUGGAACCAUUAGUUGCACUGAUUUGGAGACUGGUAUUUCAUUACCUCUGAUGGACACAAACCCCAAUGGGUGGCAGGGCCCAAACAGCUGGAAAAUGCUUUAUGGCAUGGAUAUCAACAAAGACAAAGGUGCUGUUCUUGUUGCUGAUAAUUUUGGUUAUCUUUACUUGGUGGAUACUCGCUCCAACCAAAGAGUUGGCAAGGAAGUUUUGAUCCAUAAGAGAGGGAGCAAAGUUGUUGGACUCCACUGCAAUCCUGUUCAACCAGACCUUCUUUUAAGCUGUGGAAAUGAUCACUUUGCUCGUAUAUGGGACAUGCGGCGACUUGAAGCUAAUUCUUCCCUUAGUGAACUUGGGCACAAGCGUGUUGUUAACUCUGCAUACUUUUCUCCAGUAUCUGGCAACAAAAUUCUUACCACCUCGCAGGACAACCGUCUCCGAGUAUGGGAUUCUAUUUUUGGUAAUUUGGAUUCACCCAGCCGUGAGAUUGUACACAGUCAUGAUUUUAAUCGUCAUUUGACUCCUUUCCGAGCAGAAUGGGAUCCUAAGGACCCAUCAGAGUCCCUUGCUGUUGUUGGUCGUUACAUAAGUGAAAACUAUAAUGGGGCUGCCCUGCAUCCAAUUGAUUUCAUAGACAUCAGUACCGGGCAACUAGUUGCUGAGGUCAAGGAUCCAAACAUUACAACUAUUAGUCCUGUGAACAAAUUACAUCCAAGGGAGGAUGUUUUGGCAUCUGGUAGUUCAAGGUCACUUUACAUUUGGCGGCCGAAGGAUAAUUCUGAGUCUGUGGAACAGAAGGAAGAACGAAAGCUGCUUGUUUGUGCUAGUGAACGGAAGAAGCGCAUGCGGAGUGGUAAAUUUGGGGAUGAAAGCGAUGAUUCCGAUGAUGACUCAUUCAGUGGCAAAGGCAAGAAUUCAAAGUCUAGAAAAUCAACAUAUAAAACAAAACUAAUCUAGAAAAUCAAAGUAAAUUAUUUGUUCAGUUUGCUCAGUAAGGUGAAAGUCUAAUCUAUCAAAGUGUCAAGUUGGUAUGAACUGUCGUGGGAUAGAUCCUUUUGAGCUGGUUUUGAUGGUUUCCUUUUGUAUGAACUGUGUAAAUAUAGUGGAGCUGCUCACUCUUUUUUACCGGGUGAAGUGAGAGCUUUUUGAUAUAUUAUUAGCAGUGUGUAGCUAGUUAAUAUGUUGCGGCCUAUUUUGCUUACAAUUUGUAUGGUUUUGGAGCAAGAUCAAUGUGAAUGUGAACUUCAGUUUGUACUAUAGCUAAGAGGGGCGCUUCCAAAGCUGUAGUAUUGCAUGUAGGAUUCUGAAUCCCUCGUGACAAUUUGCACUGUUUGCAAUUUUAUUUUAUUUUUUGAAAUUGAUAUUUUCCCUGUGUUCUUAUAGUCA